Messenger RNA from Cucurbitaria berberidis CBS 394.84, 2274 nucleotides. RefSeq lists its product as uncharacterized. The record is from RefSeq and is a predicted model, not a curated record. The transcript has 3 exons. Bases 1 to 1917 code for a protein of 638 amino acids. Lineage: Eukaryota; Fungi; Ascomycota; Dothideomycetes; Pleosporales; Cucurbitariaceae.
AUGCCUCCAUGGGCGGCCUCUGUGCCGCGAAUGACUUUCCUUCGCACAGGACGAGCAAUUGAUUCAUUGCGGCUCGCUUUUCUCUGUCGCCAUGCCACCAAACCGCGCUUCGCGAACCUCCGCGCCCGCUCCGCAUCGACACACGUCUCGCCGACAGCAAUAAAUCUGCGCCCGAAUAUCCCGCCACAGAACAAGGAGCUACACGAUACCCUCUCCGCCUUGAGUGGAGCUGCAGAGACUUAUGUCAACAUAAGUAGACUGCAACUGGCGCUCCAAGGGUUGGCUGCGCAAGAUGCUGUCACGAGGGUUGCUGUGCUCGGCCUAGAUAGCCAAGUAAGCGCUCAGCGAUUGGCCCGACUGCUGCUCGCGGAUCCUUUGGGUGCUGAAGAGCAAUGGGAGAAGGAAUUGGAGAAGGCAGGCGAUGGGAACGAGAGAGCUGUGCUGCUAAAGUAUGGAGACGAAUCCGACGCGCUCGCGCCGACACCGCUUUACAAAGUUCUUUCCAUACCCUCACGAGUCCUGCGGUCACACAACCUCGAGAUAUUGGUCUCGACGCUGAACGUCAACGUUUCGAACAAGGUCGCUUCAGCCUCGACCGAGAGCUCAACCGAGUCUAUCCUAGUCCCAAAACUUCAGGCUACUUCUGCCCGAGGACUGCCUGUGCCCUACCCAGUGCAUAAGACAUUGAUAGUAGGCGAAGGGCUGGAUAGUGCGAUAUUAUUCGGCAGAUUUUCAUCGGAUACCGCUGAGGAGGUCGGGAAUAUGGUCAAGGUGGCUGUAGAACUCCCAGCGCCACAAGAAGAGCCAAACCCAGAGGUGCAGACUGGAAGCGUAGCGAUCAACGUCCAAGUCGGCAUCCAAGCACUCGCGAGUUUCCGCGAGUCGAUCCAAAACUCUGUCGCGUACGAGCGAGGCUGGUUCCGAAGCGGCCUCCCAGCACUCUCGCAUUGGCUCACCCAAGAUCUCCAACCCUCAGAAUCUGUCAAACCUACUUUGAAGACGCUGGUAGCAUCAAUCGCUGACGAGGUCGAAGCCGACAUCGCACAAGCCGACUCAGCACAGCUACAGAAGCUCGCCUCAAUACCCACCAACCACGAAGUUGCAGCAUCGAUAGUCGGCCAUCUCGAGUCCUGGGCCGAGAAAUCGCACACCGAGCUUCGUGAUCAGCUCGACGAAGCUUUCUCAGCUCAGAAUUGGCAUAAACUAAGUUGGUGGAAGCUCUUCUGGCGCGUCGACGACAUCACAAUGAUCAGCUCCGAAAUCUUAGAGCGGCGGUGGCUCGUCAGCGCAGAGAAAUCGAGCAUCUACUUGGCAGGCCGAAUGAACCAAGUCGGUUUCCCCGAGGACAUCCAAAGGCAUGCUGUCAACGAGAUCCCUGAAGUAACGAUGCAGGACACAGCACCCACAGCAGAAAAUCCACGCACGGAUCUGAGCACCGAAGUGCGAAAACCGCAGCCCUGGCCCGAACACAUUGCGACCGCUCGCACGGAACUCAUCGCUGACACCGUUCCACCCCUACAAGCCCUCGCGCAACGCCUCAUCCUCCAAACUUUUAGCACAACGUCACUAUCCUCCGCUCUAUCAGCUCUCCUCUACGUCUCCGUAUCCUCAAUCUCGCUGUUCGAAGCAUCUGCCGUUGCCGCACUAGGCUUGACUUUCUCGCUUAGGAAAAUGCAGAAGCUAUGGGAGGGCGCGAGGGAAAGUUGGCAGGGCACAGUACGAGAAGAGGGGAGAAGAACGCUAAAGAGUACGGAAGAGCUUGUGCGACGAAUCAUAAGCAGUCAAGGGAAAGAGACAUUGAUUGAAGCUGAGGGCGCGGCAGAGAGGAGGGACGCGAGGGAAGCUGUGCAGAAGGUUAGGGAUGCGCUUGAUAGGAUCGGCAAGCAGAAGUUGGACGCGAGGGAGCAUGUAAGAUAAAUCUGUAUGUUCACUGCUGUAUGCUAGCAACUGUCUCUGUUUUCGAGUGAGCUUCGUAUAUCGUGAGAUGUUUGAAUACUCAUGGAUACACUGUUCCAACAUUUCUUCUUGCCCACGCGUACAUGCUAUAGAACUUUACAGACGGGCGAUGAGUGUAGCGAGAAAGUGUUAGGUUGAGUUGUACUGUAAUGAGACGCUGCAAUGUAAGCACUGCACUGCACCUAAAAAUGGCUGCCGUGCGUGCCGUGAGCAGUGCUCAUCGUGUUACUGUGCUCUUUACUGUUUCAUUACACGCUUAUACAAUCCUGAACGUCUGAACUUGAGAGUACAUCAUCCAGUCGAUUGUCCCAUGGCCAG